UCCGCUGCCGCCGCUGUACCCUGCGCCCGCCACUUCCUGGGCUGCAGUCCCGGGCAUGGAGCCGCGAGCUUGAGACGCCGCUGGCCCCGGGACGCCCUGCCCAGCCCGGCCCUCGUCCCGCGCCGGCCUCGAGCCCCGGUCUGUGUCCCACGUCUGCAGCUGGAAUGGAGGCUCUCUGGACCCUUUAGAAGGUCAGUGGUGCUGGGCUGGGGUGGCCGGGAAGGCUGGGUGUGUGCUGGUGGGAUUCAUUUGCCUGCUCCUGGAUACAGAAUUUGGCAGGAAGUGGUUUUCUGCAGCCCUGGGGUCACUGGUCUUGGGGACAGUUAGCCAGGCCCCAGGCCAGGGGCUGCAGCUUCGUGUGCUCUUGCUGGAGACUUUUCUUUCUAUCUAGCAUCGUAUGCUAGAUGUCCACGGACAGAAGCCCUGGAAGGACUGGGGGAGAAAAAGGAGGGAGCACUAAUUCCAGCUGGAUUUGGUGGAUGUGUGGCUGCAUCUCCCCCUCCCCCGCCACACACACACCUUAUACGGUGCCUGGCGCUCAGUCUGUGAAUGGUGUGGAUUCUGGCUCUGAAAGGAACUUGAGUCCAAUUCUCCCCUUGGUGUAAUUUUAAGUAACUUGGUUAGAUGGCAAUAUUAGCUGGCCCGUAGUUUCUGCUAUGUCAGCUGCUUUACCCGUGCCAUCUCACUUAAUCCUCACAGUAGUCCUAGGUGUAGGCACUGCAGUCCCACUUUUUUUUUUAAUAAAUUUAUUUAUUAAUUUGUUUAUUUUUGGCUGAGUUGGCUCUUUGUUGCUGCACGCGAGCUUUCUCUAGUUGCGGCGAGCAGGGACUGCUUCUUGUUGCAGUGGCUUCUCUUGUUGAGGAGCACGGGCUCUAGGCAUGCGGGCUCAGCAGUUGUGGCUCACGGGCUCCAGAGUGCAGGCUCAGUAGUUGUGGCACACGGGCUUAGUUGCUCUGCGGCAUGUGGGAUCUUCCCGGACCAGGACUCGAACCCGUGUCCCCUGCGUUGACAGGCGGAUUCGUAACCAUUGUGCCACAAGGGAAGCCCUGCAGUCCCACUUAGUAGCUGGGAAGAUUGAAGCACAGAGAGGUUAGGCGGCUUCUCCAAGGUCACAUAACCCAGUAGUGGCAGAGUCAGGAUUUGAACCCAAACCUCUCUGACACCAGAGCCCACAGUUUUCACCACUGGACUGAGGUGAAAUCAGUGCUUCUUUAUGGUGACAUUUUGCUUCACUUCUUCCAUCGGAUCUCUGUCCUGGGACCAGGCGCUGCUUUCUUUUCCUUUAACCAUCAGGACACCUGUCUCGUCAAGAAGGGGGUGGGGUGCCCACCAAACCAGGGGUCCCUACCAAACCAGGGGUCCCUUUGACUUUGUUCAGUGUUCAAGUGAGUACAGGGACUCGUUCAUUCAACCUGAGACGUUUGCUGUAUUGGGUGCUUCCUGUGUGCCGGGGCCACAGCAGGAACAGGACAGAUGGGGGCCUGCCUCCGUGGAGCUGACUUCCUGGUGCGGGGUGCUCACACACCCAGAGAGGGCUUCUCAGCCUCAGCACUAGCGAGAUUUGGGGCCAGGUUAGUCUUUCUGGUGGGGGAAGGGCAUCCUGCUAAUUGUGGGGGACUUAGCAGCAUCCCUGGUCUCCACCACCCAGAUGCCAGCAGCAUGCCUCCCAGUCGUGACAACCAAACACGUCUCCUGGGAACACCAGCCCUCGUCAAGACCCCCUGGCUUAGGGGAUUCACUGACCGCCCCCAAGAGACUCUGCGCUCCAUGACCACCUGACCCUCAGAGGUCCUAGCAUGCUGCACCCAUUUGAACACACACACCAAGAGGGAGGGACAGGAGGCGACUCACAGGGGCCGGGGGCCACCCUGAUUUAUACCAUCUGAACCACUGGGGAUUUAUUUUGGUGUCUAGUGUGAGCCUAAGGAUCUAACUCCAUUUCUUUCCCCCAGACAAUGAAUACAGAGUUUCCCCCCCUGGGCACUGUGGACACUGGGACCAGAUCAUUCUCUGGGGUGGGCCAUCGUGGCCACAGUAGGGUGAUGAGCGGCAUCCCUGGCCCCACCCACCGGAUGCCAUGGCACCACUCCCCAGUCAGUGGGAACAGCCAAAACUGUCUACAGACACCACCAAGGGUCCCCUGGACGGGGGGCAGGGAGAGAGGGAAAAUCACCCCCAUCGAGAACUACCAUUUUAGAAUGAGUGCUUGCAGAAAGGCCCAGGUGUUGAGAUGGGGAUAACAAGGUAGCAACUUCGGACUUCAUGCCAGGAAAGACCCCUGAAGAGGUGAUACUGGGACCCAAAGGAUAAGAGGGAGCACAUCAUACAAAAAGCAGGGCAAGGGUGUUCUAGGCAGAGGGAAUGGUAAGUGCAAAGGCCCUGAGGUAGGACUGAGUCAGCGUGUUUAGGGGAGAUUAAGGCCAGCGUGUCUGGAGAUCAUGGUCAAGGAGGUGGGGUCAGGAAGGCCAUCAGGGAGCAACCACAGUGGGGAAUUUGGGUUUAUUUGAUUUCCAGCAAGUGCCGUGGGUGGUGGCCCCCGAAUCGUUUGAAACUCUCAUCUCAGGGACUCUCACCUUGGGAGAACCACCCGGUUUCCGGCAAACGCCCGGACAGGUGUUCGAACUUCGAAUUUCAGGACAGGGCCUGCACCAUCUGCCUCAUGAGGAGGCCCUUGGCAUCGGGUGUUCCCCGCAGACAGGAGGGUGGCCUCGAGGAAUGGGAGCGGGGAGGGGGGCCCACAACCCCACACUGCCAGAGCUGCAGCCCUUCGGUCUGCCCCCCUCGCAGGCUCACCCACCCUGAGGUCAGCCGAGUGGUUAAUGCGGAAGGUUAAGAAGGUGCGGCUGGACAACACAAACACAGGACGUUGGAGAAGUGCCCGCACUGGCGUUGUCGGGUGUGGAGCAUCACCCACCCGUCACGACAACCACAGAUGUCCCCAGACAUCACCCCGUGUCCCCUGGGAACGGGAUCAGCCCCAGCUUCUCGCUGAAUUCCGAGGGGGCGGAGAGGAUGGCCACUGGGGCGCCGACAUCCGACCGGGGCGACGCAGUCGAGAUGGAGGACCCAGCCUCCCGCUUCCAGGUGCAGAAGCACUCGUGGGACGGGCUCCGGAGCAUCAUCCACGGCAGCCGCAAGAACUCGGGCCUCAUCGUCAACAAAGCUCCACAUGACUUCCAGUUUGUGCAGAAGACGGACGAGUCGGGCCCCCACUCCCACCGCCUCUACUACCUGGGGAUGCCCUAUGGCAGCCGAGAGAACUCCCUCCUCUACUCCGAGAUCCCCAGGAAGGUCCGGAAGGAAGCACUGCUGCUCCUGUCCUGGAAGCAGAUGCUGGAUCACUUUCAGGCCACGCCGCACCACGGGGUCUACUCCCGGGAAGAGGAACUCCUGCGGGAGCGGAAGCGCCUGGGCGUCUUCGGCAUCACCUCCUACGACUUCCACAGCGAGAGCGGCCUCUUCCUCUUCCAGGCCAGCAACAGUCUCUUUCACUGCCGGGACGGCGGCAAGAACGGCUUCAUGGUGUCCCCCAUGAAGCCCCUGGAAAUCAAGACCCAGUGUUCCGGGCCCCGGAUGGACCCCAAGAUCUGCCCCGCCGACCCCGCCUUCUUCUCCUUCAUCAACAACAGCGACCUGUGGGUGGCCAACAUCGAGACGGGCGAGGAGCAGCGGCUGACCUUCUGCCACAAGGGCUUGUCCAGUGUCCUUGACGACCCCAGAUCCGCGGGUGUAGCCACCUUCGUCAUCCAGGAAGAAUUUGACCGCUUCACUGGCUACUGGUGGUGUCCCACAGCCUCCUGGGAGGGUUCAGAAGGCUGCAAGACGCUGCGGAUCCUGUACGAGGAAGUGGACGAGUCCGAGGUGGAGAUCAUUCACGUGCCCUCUCCCGCGCUAGAGGAGAGGAAGACGGACUCCUACCGGUACCCCAGGACAGGCAGCAAAAAUCCCAAGAUCGCCUUGAAACUGGCUGAGUUUCAGACCGACAGUCAGGGCAAGAUUGUGUCGACGCAAGAGAAGGAGCUGGUACAACCCUUCAGCACGCUCUUCCCGAAGGUGGAGUACAUCGCCAGGGCCGGCUGGACACGCGACGGCAAAUAUGCCUGGGCCAUGUUCCUGGACCGGCCGCAGCAGCGGCUUCAGCUCGUCCUCCUGCCCCCGGCCCUGUUCAUCCCCACCGCCGAGAACGAGGAGCAGCGGGCAGCCUUCGCCAGAGCCGUGCCCAGGAGCGCCCAGCCGCACGUGGUGUACGAGGAGGUCACCGACGUGUGGAUCAACGUUCACGACAUCUUCUAUCCCUUCCCCCAACCAGAGGGAGAAGACGAACUCUGCUUCAUCCGUGCCAACGAGUGCAAGACUGGCUUCUGCCACUUGUACAAAGUCACCGCUGUUUUGAAGCCCCGUGGCUACGACUGGACCCAGCCCUUCAGCCCCGGGGAAGAUGAAUUUAAAUGCCCCAUCAAGGAGGAGAUCACACUGACCAGCGGCGAAUGGGAGGUUUUGGCAAGGCACGGCUCCAAGAUCUGGGUCAACGAGGAGACGAAGCUGGUGUACUUCCAAGGCACGAAGGACACGCCCCUGGAGCACCACCUCUACGUGGUCAGCUACGAGUCAGCCGGCGAGAUCGUGCGCCUCACCACGCCCGGCUUCUCCCACAGCUGCUCCAUGAGCCAGAACUUCGACAUGUUCAUCAGCCACUACAGCAGCGUGGGCACGCCACCCUGCGUGCAUGUCUACAAGCUGAGCGGCCCCGAUGACGACCCCCUGCACAAGCAGCCCCGGUUCUGGGCCAGCAUGAUGGAGGCGGCCAGCUGUCCCCCGGAUUACGUGCCCCCGGAAAUCUUCCAUUUCCACACGCGCUCGGAUGUGCAGCUCUAUGGCAUGAUCUACAAGCCGCACGCCGUGCAGCCAGGGAAGAAGCACCCUACUGUCCUCUUUGUGUACGGAGGCCCGCAGGUGCAGCUGGUCAAUAACUCCUUCAAAGGAAUCAAGUAUUUGCGGCUUAACACUCUGGCGUCUCUGGGCUACGCCGUGGUCGUGAUUGACGGCAGGGGCUCCUGUCAGCGAGGGCUCCGAUUUGAAGGGGCCCUGAAAAACCAAAUGGGCCAGGUGGAGAUCGAGGACCAGGUGGAGGGCUUGCACUUCGUGGCCGAGAAGUACGGCUUCAUUGACCUGAGCCGGGUUGCCAUCCACGGCUGGUCCUAUGGAGGCUUCCUCUCGCUCAUGGGGCUGAUCCACAAGCCCCAGGUGUUCAAGGUGGCCAUCGCAGGUGCUCCGGUCACAGUCUGGAUGGCCUACGACACAGGGUACACAGAACGCUACAUGGAUGUCCCAGAAAACAACCAGCUUGGCUACGAGGCGGGUUCCGUGGCCCUGCACGUGGAGAAGCUGCCCAAUGAGCCCAACCGCCUGCUCAUCCUGCACGGCUUCCUGGAUGAGAACGUGCACUUUUUCCACACAAACUUCCUCGUCUCUCAGCUGAUCCGAGCAGGAAAGCCUUACCAGCUCCAGAUAUACCCCAACGAGAGACACAGCAUCCGCUGCCCCGAGUCCGGCGAGCACUAUGAAGUCACACUGCUGCACUUUCUACAGGAAUACCUCUGAGCCCGCGGGCCGCCACGUGCGGGCCUGCACAGUCAGAGCACAAGUGGCUUCGCCGCCGCCGUUGCCGGAGGGACCGAGCGGCCCCGCAGGCCCUGUGCAGCGCCUCCUCCCACCGGCCCCGCCAGACCGCCCGCCCCAGGAGCUGCCGCCUUCGCCCCAACGCCUUUUACUGUUUUCGUUAACGCUCCUGGGGUUUCAGCCUGCUGCUUCUUCGUGGCCAGGAUGGAGAGAUGAGACCAACGUCCACGAGGCACUUCCUCAAGCCAUCCCUCCUCUCCCUGUCAUCCAGGAGCGGGAGCCUCAACUCCGCUGGGCACUGGAGGCCAGAAGAGACUCGGAGGAGCCAGCCUUUGCCCCGGGGACCCCCAGGCCCAGCCCGGCCACCGGCGCAGAAGCAUGCGGUUGCCUUUCCUCCCCACCCGCCCACUUCAUAUUUGUGUUUCGUUUUGUUUUUCUUUUGGGGGGUGGGCAUUUUUAUGAAUUAUUUAAAAGAAAGAUAGCAAGGGGUGCCUAAAUCUAGAUUCAGGGUCUGCCGCUGGGCCACAGGGUUCACCCCAGCCAGCACCCGAAGCCCACAGCAGGAGUCAUGCCCGGCAGGCCGUGAGCGGUGCGCAGGGAAGCGGGGCAGCCUUCCGGCCCGGCUUUCAGGCAGGCUCUGAAGCGCACCCGGCCCCGUUCUCCCCAGCCCAGCCCUCCGCCACACGUUUCUGCCUGGCCCGCCGGCCCAGACCGGGGUUCCAGGGCUGGGAGUGGAACCCUCCCCGCCUCAGGGUUAUCCUUACUCCUUCCUUUCCCUCCCGCCAAGAGUUCUGCCAGGGGCGGGUAGGAAAAAAACAAAAAAACAAAAAAAAACCCCACCAGAGACGAACCACCUCUACACAUUAUGAAAAGAAAAUAUUUUUGUCGAUUCUUAUUCUUUUAUAAUUAUGCGUGUAAGAAGUAGACUCAUUAAACGAUUCCAGAUGGAA
Molecule: messenger RNA, 6569 nt
Organism: Orcinus orca (killer whale)
Lineage: Eukaryota; Metazoa; Chordata; Mammalia; Artiodactyla; Delphinidae
Gene: DPP9
Product: dipeptidyl peptidase 9
Exons: 22
Coding region: 3013-5601 (862 amino acids)
Biological process (GO): proteolysis
Molecular function (GO): dipeptidyl-peptidase activity; serine-type peptidase activity
Source: RefSeq, a predicted model, not a curated record